Messenger RNA from Penicillium psychrosexuale, 225 nucleotides. RefSeq lists its product as uncharacterized. The record is from RefSeq and is a predicted model, not a curated record. The transcript has a single exon. Lineage: Eukaryota; Fungi; Ascomycota; Eurotiomycetes; Eurotiales; Aspergillaceae. Bases 1 to 225 code for a protein of 74 amino acids.
AUGAUUGUUCCAUCACUCCCUGAUGAUAUAUCAGAUUCAGACUUCGGCGACUUUGUGAGCACCGAAAACGACGAGCUUGAUCUCGAAGCAAUCUCAGAGCCCUGGCAUAAGUACGAUAUAAAGGAAACACCGAAUGUUUUUUACCCCAUUUAUCUCGGAGAAGUCCUGAAUGAGAGAUAUCUGGUCGAGCACAAACUCGGUUUUGGCGGCGGCUCUACUGUCUAG